AUGGAUGUCAAUAACAGUAAUAACAACAACAAUAAUAAUAAUAAAUCUUUUGAUGAAAUCAAACAAAAUAACAAUAUCGAUAAUAAAAACAAGAAAAUUCAAUUGCCACAUGAGAAAACAACAACAAACGACUGUAAAUCGAUAAACAAACUAAUAUGUGAUUCAUAUAAAGUUUGUGGAUUCGGUUGUUCAAUACAUCAUAUAGCCUAUUGUUUGAUUGCUGCAUUAGCAUUAAAUAGAACAUUAAUUCUAUCUGAUACAAAUGGAAUUUUUGGACAUUUUAUUUCAAGCAAACUUAAAUCACCAUUUAAUUUCUAUGAUCAUCAUCAACAACUAUUCAAAUCGAUCAAUUCAAUUUGUGAUGUUAGUGAAUUACCAGAUGAAGAAAAACCUUGGUUGUCGAAUGCAGUAGACAUUAAUAUAGUAAUCAAUCAGAAAUUCGAAACAAUUUCUAAACAAAAAAGUAACGAGGAUGAUGAUGAUGACAAGAUUGAAUCCAUCUAUUUACCAAUAAUUGAAAAUUUGGAUAAAAAGGCAAAGUUUCGUCCAUUGGCUAUACCCGAACAAUUACGUACAAAAUUGGAACAAAUAACUCGAUUUCCAUUUGUUGUAUUUUUAGGUUCAAUUUUAAGUUAUAUAUUACGUAUGAAUAAUGAAUUUGAACAAAAAUUUCGACAAUAUCAAAAUCGAAUUAAAUUCCGUACAAAUGAUGAUGAUAUAAUUAUUGGAAUACAUGUUCGUCGUACAGAUAAAUUACGUUGGGAAGGUAAAUAUCAUUCAUUAGGUGAUUAUAUGAAAAUUGUUCAAAGAAUUUAUGAUCGUAUCGAUGUACAAGAUGCUAUAACUGGGAAAAAAAUGGAAAAACGUGAACGUAAAGUGUAUCUAGCUACCGAUGAUAUUAAUGUUUGGCAAAAAGAAGUUCCCGAAUAUAUACGAAAAGGUUAUCGUUUUUUAGGUGAUUCAAAAAUAACAAAAUCUGCAUCCGUAAAUAAUCGUUUUUCAUUAGAAUCAUUUGAAGGUUUUAUUAUCGAUGUAUUAUCAUUAAGCUAUACGGAUUAUCUAGUCUGUACAUUUAGUUCACAAGUUUGUCGUUUAGCAUAUGAAUUAAUGCAAGUACAACGAACAAAUGGUCGUGAUAUGUCAACACAUUUUUAUUCACUUGAUGAUGUUUAUUAUUUUGGUGGUCAGAUUUCUCAUCGAAUGGAAUCGAUAAUGGCCAAUCAUAAUAUUGACGUUCAUAAUAAUGAUCCAAAUAUCAGUAUCAAUAAACAACAUCAAUUCAAUGUUGGUGACAGUUUAGGUAUUGAACAAAAUUUACAUAAUGGUUAUUAUGUUGGUGAUCUUCAUGAAACAAAAACGAAUCGAAGAUUACAUAAUUCACUUUCAUAUCCAAUAUUCAAAGUGAUUGAAAAAAUUGAUUCCACAUCAUUCAAAGCUUUUGAAUAAAUUUUAUACAUUUUUUUUUUGUUGAAAUUUUAAGCAACAAAAAAACAGAAUCAGAAUUCGUUCGAAACUGUUUUUAUCAAUCGAUAAAAGAUGGCGCGUUUGUUGAAUUGAUUUUCAG
This is a messenger RNA of Dermatophagoides pteronyssinus (European house dust mite), 1564 nucleotides long. Its product is annotated as alpha-(1,6)-fucosyltransferase-like. Gene Ontology annotation, biological process: protein N-linked glycosylation. NCBI's taxonomy places the organism in Eukaryota, Metazoa, Arthropoda, Arachnida, Sarcoptiformes, Pyroglyphidae. Gene Ontology annotation, molecular function: alpha-(1->6)-fucosyltransferase activity. The record is from RefSeq and is a predicted model, not a curated record.